UGCAGAAUUUGUAGUUGUCAAAAUACAAGUCAAGUCAAAUGUGUGGUGUUGGUGUGAGAGGAAAACAGGACUAAAUUACGGUUUAUUUUAUGAUCUAUGUCUAAUUCAUAUAGAAUUUACUGAAAGUAUUUAUGUCUUUACACGUUGCCGUAACAUAAGAACACUCAUUACUUUAAAAAACUGUUGCGUAAAAAAUGUUAUAAUGGCUACCACCUCCGAAAAUUGGUGGAGUCGCAGGAAAGGUAAACAGAGUGAUUUAUAUAAAUUGGACACUAAGAAUAAAACACCUGAAGAAAGUAUAAAAGAGAUAAUUCAAGGCCUUUAUUUGAAGAAACCAUUCCACAAUGACACCUCUCCCACCAACAAGACUAAUCCUAUGGAGUUCAAGUCAGGUCUUAGAGGCAUGCAGAAGAGUGGAUCUGAUAGCCGUAGACUGUCCUACUUAAAUGCCUUAGUCACACUAUUAUGUAAGGAAGACAGAAGUAAUUUAGGGUUCACUCCUGAUGAGCUGAUGACUUGUAUUCGUGUGAGCCUUGUAGAUGAAUCUAUGGUAAUAAGAGCCUCAGCCCUAAGAGUGUUACGAUAUUUAAUCAAAACAGAAAGUGAUGUAGCAACAUUUAACAACUUGAAAUUACCAUUUCUAGUAAUAAGGUCAAUGGAUUUAAUGCUUCGCAAUGAAGAAGAACGAGCGCAAGCGUUGCGCGUGGUGCGGCGGGUUGUAGCCAUAGUGGGGUCAACCCAAGGAGUUCGAAGACAACGCGGUGCGUUUGUAGAACAGGGUUUGUUACGGUGCCUCGCAGCCGUCGCCCGCGCAGCCAGUGCUGGUGACGGUACUGGCGAUCGCCUGUCACGACCCGCCAUCGCUACCCUUGCUGAGAUCUGUGUUCUCAACCCUGAUAUGUUCAUAUCAUGUGGUGGUGUGAAUGCUGUAACACGACAGUUGGCAGAAUGUGCGACGCCUCGUAUGGCCGAGGCUCUGUGUGGAGUGUUACUCCACGCUCUGAACGACCCCACGUCACGAAGAUCCGCUCGCAUUGACCUCAUGUGUCUCAGUUCACCUUACUGUGAUUUUCAUUUCCGUCCAGCCGGUACUGAGACCAGCAGAGAUGAACGCGAGAUGCGGUUCACAUGUAGUCGCCUUGCCCUUCUGUGUGUGCUGAGAAGUUGGCCAGGGUUGCUCCACUUCUGUCACCCAUGUAGCACUGGAGGGCUGCGCGCUCUAGUCGACGCCCUCUAUCUACCGCGAUUAGAGGUUCGAAAAGCGAUAUUAGAUCUCUUGUAUGAACUAGUCGGAUUGCCACAACCAGAAUGGACAGAUGAGAUUUCUGUAGCUUUAGAUGCAGUUGAUCCAUCUGACUUUCAAGACUCCUGGCGGCUGAACGAAGGUUUCGUUGCCGCUGAAGGCGUUGCCAUAUUACCUCAUCUUGGUGCUACGGGCCCUGAUAUAAUAGAAAUUCAUCUUGCACUUUUACUUCAGUGUUUCUUAGAGGCUGGAUUACUAGACGGAUUAGCUGAAGUGAUCGUGACAAGUGAUACUUUUAUAUCGGUCCGAGCGACAGUGUUGUUGGGUCAACUAUUGCAUUUAAUACACCUGUAUCUACCUCCUCAAAUAUGUAGUAUAACGCCUGCGCUGCCGACGCUGAUGUCGCAGGCGUCGGCCGGCAAGCCGCAGGCGCUGGCGGCCGUGGCGGCGCUGCGCCGCCUGCACUCCAUGCUCGAGGCGCGCCCGGCCAGUAGCAGCUUGUUCCUAGACCACAUCAUACAGUAUUGUAGUGGUGCAUUUAGAGAGAAAAUAGAAGAUAUUACUAAAAGUCGAAAAGAAAAAGACAAUGCUAGUAUGGUUAAGCCUAAACCAGACGUUUCCCUCCAUAAAGAAAAUAGUAUUGAAUUUUUGAAUGAUUCUGAUAAUGAAAACGAGCCAAAACAAAGGCAUAGUGUUGGCUCGCGGGCCGAUGUUCCUAACAGAAAUGUUGGUGCUUUAGUUAAAAGUAAAAGUGUUAGUUCCCGGACUAGCGCUGCAGUCAGUAGAGUUACUAAAACAGCGAAAUUCUUCAAUCUGUUCGAACGAGACAGCGACAGUUUGAUUAGAUGUACAUUGGUUAUGCAGAAUAAAGACGGCAACACUUGGAAUUGGGAAAUAAUAAGGACUAUAUUGAAGGAAAAUGAUAGUCCUAUUCUAAAUCUCAACGAUAGUGGUCACAAAGCGUGGGUGACCCGUAUAAUUAAUUACCUGAAGCCAUCUUCCAAUAAAUAUUCUCACACGGAUUUGUCAAGUAGUUGCCAUGGCCACUCUGCUACUCGUGCAGGUUGCCAACUAAUUAGGCAUUUAUUGAAACAUAAUGAUCUUGAAUGCCAAAGAUUGCUAGAAGAAUUGUUCUUGGACGUAAGCCGUCAGAUUGAGGCUAUCGAGACAGGUCUGAAGGCUCACGAGUGUCUCUUCAGUCCACAACACAUGUGUAACACUAUGUGUCAGAUGUACUUCCUAUUUAUCGGGCAACUUUGUCACUCACAAAACGGUUUGAGGCUAUUUAAACAGACAGGAUUGUACCAAAACCUCUUAGAACUAUCAACGCGAACGCACCAUAGCUGCUAUGUGAAGUUAGUGAUAUCUAGCUUAGAUUACACCUUAGACUCGUUUCCAAGGGAUAUAUUAGCUAAGACACUAACAUGCAACAUUCAAGCCUCAAGACUGUAUGCGACGCAAUUUCUUAACGUCCUAUUAAGAGCCUCUAGGAAAUCUCGAGAAUUAGUUCGGAGAAAAGCUAAAUUGAAGAAAAAUGUUGUAAAUGACCACCUUAAAACGGCUCAGAAAGAUAAUAGCGAUGGUAACAAUGGUGUCGACAUGGAUACCUGGAUCUUGCAAAUGUUGGUCGGCCAAAUAAAAGACGAAUCUAAAGUUGUUGUUAAAACUGCAUUCACGAUUUUGGAAGAAGCUUACCAUGUGCCUACGUUUGUGGAAAAGUUAAUAACAAUGAAAGACACACUCUGUCAGAACUGUCACCUGGAUAAAACCACGGAACCAUCCUCUUUGGAUUUUGGCGCAGUGAGUGAUAGAGGGUACCUCCUUUGGUUGAGCCUUGAAGUAGCUGUGGCUGUUCAGUCGGUCGACGCGAAGUCCAUCGCAUUUCUCAAGAAACAUCUUGAUUUCUGGACCAAGUCUUACAAUUAUAGGUACGUGCGCCUGGUGGAGGCGGGCGUGCACGAGGCGCUGGCGGUGAGCGAGGCGGGGUACGGGCGCGGCGCCCCGCGCGCUCGCCGCGCCGCGCGCCUGCCGCCGCACCUGCACGCCGCGCUGGCCCCCGCCGCACCCGCCGCACCCGCCGGGCCCGCACCCACACACAGACCGCACCCUGCUAGAGCUCUACUCGCCGCUGUCUUACCGGAUCAUUACAAGAUCCUGCAACGCAAAAAAUGCGCUAACGAACAAGAGAUAGCCGAUAUAAAGGCCUCGUUGUGGGCUGUGGGCAACACUGCAGUGACGUCACAGGGCCUCCACCAGCUCAUGAGCUUGAGCAAUGGGUAUUUGGAGGACUCAGUCUUGGUACACAUUGUACGGCUGGCUAAGUACAACCCGGUGUAUUCCGUGCGAGCCACUGCGUUUUAUGUACUCGGCCUUAUUGGAAGCACUUACGAUGGUGCUAAUCUGCUUUCUGAUCUAGGAUGGCUAUGUGUUCGACACACUAGACACGAUCAGUUCCCUGUGAUCCCUGACGAGACGUUUUCAACUUUAGAACAAGGCAUAAACGUCCACUACUACGUGACGUCACCGGAAUGUCGGUACAAUGUUUACGACACAGAAAUGAGCGAACAUUCAGAUCAUACCGAUCAAAGUGUUGCAGAAAGCUUACAUUCGGAUACAACAAAGAUUUAUGGUAAAGCUGGGUCCAUAUCAGCGGACAAUUCUGAGAUUAAAGACCAAGAUGUUACUGACCAUAAAGGUUAUACUGACGGGAGAUCGGACAAAAGGAAAUCCCACACGUUGCCUUCGCAAAGCUGCUCUAGUUCACACGACCGGCCUACGUUGUCAGAGUCGAGGACUGUCGAUAUACUCAGAGAUUGUUCUACUUACGAUCGUUCUGGAACCCACCGGGUACCCAUGGCAGAGAACAGAUUGGCAAUAGGCAGAAUGAAUUCUCUAGAGCACGCUCACGAAGGCAGAGUAAGGAAUACUAGUGAAUCCAGUACAAGUGGAGUUAGUAGUUGUGAUUCUUUUCUAGGGAAAUACGCUAUUCCUGACAGGGUUCUAACGCUGAGUCCUAUACCGAGCUCGUCAAGUCUGUAUGGCAUGAAGAGCAGUAACAGCUCACAUAGGCCGAAGAUAUCCGAACUACAACGACGUACUUCCACUUCUAGUUUUUCGGGUAAUGAAGUAGCCAGUUCACCUCCAUCUCAAAUGGAUAUGACAGGUUACGCCACGUUGAAGUCACUUAACAGGCGGCCAUAUUUGUCUGAAAGCGCUGCAGGGUCGAGCGAAAUGGACGAUUUGAGUUGGUUACUAUCGGAUACAAACCGACGUACUAAACCUUUCUCGUCACUGAGGGACAGGGCCAAGUCUACAAAGGAAAGAAUGGCGAAACUGAGUCUACUAGAAUACGAUUGGAAACCUCUCCCACUGGGCGACCCGGGUCGCGGGGGCGCGGGCGGCGGCAGUACGGGCCGCGGGCGGCGCGCCACCGCGCCCUCCGCGCCCGUACCUGUACGUCUCGCACACGGACACACUCCCACAUACAUGGGGAUCUGUCUGCCCAGGGACCUCAUGGAACUGUUUCCUAGAGAUGAAGACCUAAAUGACGAGGACACUGACAAAAGUGAUCACACGAAGCGUGAUCGUCUGCCAUCUUUCCUAGUAGACACGAGUAGUGCGAGCACAGAGAACAAGUCACGCGCUACACCUGAUAGCCAAAAACUGGCUUCGCAUAAAGCCAGUUCAACCACAAUAGCAGUUCAAAUUCACAGAAUGAAUUCGGACAGAGGGGAUAAUAACGCAGACACAUCAAUCACAAGCGAAACGUGUGAAACUAAUUCUCGAGUAACCAAAGAAAGGUCAAAACGGGUUGUCACCACAGUCAACACAGACGAGACUGGCAAUAAAACGCCCAGCAAACUUGAGAAGAUAGUCAAUGAAAACAAGGAAAAUGAUAGUAUAGGUACAGGAAUAGAGAAUCAGGAUACAGGUCAGAUAAAUCAAGAUCCGACUGGGGUAAAGCCUGUAGAUGGUGAGAAUGCGGUUCCAAGUGCUACGGAAGGCCCCGUAAGCGUUGGUUCAUCUUCCUCGAGUAGGAAAUGGAGGCAUAUUUCAUCGGAUUGUCUAGCAUGCGUACGGACCCGUCCUCCGUCGUCCCAUGAGCUACGUGAAGCUUUCUUUGCGGGCAUGGAUGCCACUGGCGUGUAUGCAUCGGAACCGCGCAGUCCGACUAACGAGAAGCCGACAGUCGAUCGCAACUCCGGCCCACAAGCAGAGUUGUUGCAUCAAAUACAUUUCAUGUCCAACCCUAUACACUUGAGACAGGCUCGCUCAGUGCUGCUGUCGAUGAAACAACGCCACCCAGAGGUAUUCCGUAGUCCGUGUGUAUAUUCUGACGUGAGUGCCUUACUGGCAAGAGAUACAUACAUGUUGUGCGCGCGACGGUUCGUACAGGAACUAUUCCUGGAUACUUCGUUCGAAUGUUUCGCUUCGGAGCCACUCGCGGUGAUGGCACGCCACGGCGUCGCGUCCCCGUCCGCGAGUGUAGCUCCCGCUAUACGCCAAUAGUAUUUCGAUAAUUACAAACUUGUAAGGUCGCGGACUCUUUUUGUAAAAAUAUAUGGACCCCAUUUCGAAAGUAUUUUCUUUCACAUUUAAGUGUUGUCUGCUUUACUUUCUUGGAAAGUUGCACAGUAUUGAACGUUAAAUUCGACAUAGUCGUCAACGAGUUUUUGACGUUAACGCUUUCGUUUCGUCUUGUAUGAAAAGUUUAAGAAGCAAGAGUUCCACAUCGAUGUACGAGAUGUGCGGAUUUGGAAUGAAAUUUUACGAAAUCGUAUCUGCUCGUGAGACUUGAUAUUAUUUUUAUACAAACUAUUGUAUCGUAGAACGCGUCGUUCUAUGUGCUGUAAAUAUUUACACGAUUUGUCCAGCCUUGGUAGUAGUUCGCCACCUUACACGGUUCACUACGACUACUACUGAUGUCUUACUUUAUGCAGGUUUUGGUAAUUUAUAAGGUACUAAUUUAAUUUUUUUUCUGACUUACUGUUAUUUUAUUUUAUAGCACUUGUAUGGAUUUGAAUUAAUAUUAUAGCACUUUAAUAUAGAUAGGUUACCCUAAAAUAUUAAUGUAAAAACUAGUUAUCUACGAUUUAACGUUACACAACAGUCUUCAAUUAGUAUUAGAAGUUAUUGUUGCAGUUAUACAUGUAAAAUAAUGCUAUUUAUAUUAUUUUAUAAUGUAGGUCUUCCGAUAUUAUCGGAUGGAUAUGAAAAUAUAAUUAUGCGCUUUUGAAAAGUGUGCGUAGGUUUUGUAAAUCUAUAAGUUUUCAUUUAUAGUAUGCAGUAUAUACUUGUAUGCUAUACAAGUGAUUAUAACUAUGUAUAUAGAAAUAUUUGUUUAGCGAGGUUUUAAAUGAACGUGGAAUAACACUUAUAUGUCACAUAUUUUUGUUGACUUUUGUAUAUAUCACUACUUUGUAAUAUUAUACAUUUUAUAAACAAACAAUGAAACACUUCUGUUACACUAACAGUAAUUAUCAAAUUAUAGUAACAUUAAAAGCCGUGUGUCAUCCCAUGUUCAUGGAAAAUCUACAAAACACAAGCAAAUAACACUACUAGCACAAUAGACUAACUAUAACAUCCCUGAAUAAACAAAAUUGUAGCUUUAUAAUGAAAGUGUAUGAAUGCCUAACUAAUUAUGUAAAUGGGAUAGAUUCCGCUAAUUGCCAAGAUCUUAUUAAUUACCUACAAUUAAGUAAUCGAAAUGUGAAAAUGCCGAAUUUCUGUUUUUCUAACAAAUGUUUUAAUUUAUUUUGUAUAAGCACCUGAAUUGACGUGAUUGCCUUAAUGUUAUUGUUUAGUGAAAUAACGAAACUAUAAAUUUGCUAGUCUCACAUAAUGACAAUAGUUACUGACCCAGCCGACUGAUAAUUGCACCAUUCCCACUGACUCCAUAGUUUAUUAUAGCGUACCUAUGCUCCAAUCCCACCUGAUACAACGAUACGAUAUGUUCCCUAGUUCGAAGCAUAUUAUUGUAGUUAUAUACCUACUACAGCCUUGUGUUCAUUAUUGUACUAAAGUCUUAUGUUUGCAUUUAAUAGUACUUGUUUCUCUUUUUUCAUUGUUGUUAUUUAUGGAAACUCGAUCAGAAUAGCAAUUUAGUUUUACGUUACAUGAUAUUAUAAGUAUUAAUACAGAGCACGCCGGAUGUCACAUAUGACUACUUGUUAUGUAAUCCUUUGUUAAUGUUCAAUAAUAGUGUGUAAUCUGAAGUAGAAGUAAGUUUAAAUACCACUCGUGGAUUGUUAUCGAAGAGUAAACUGUCAGACGCAGCAGUAUUUGUAGAGGGAAGUUCUUGUAUGCUAACUAGUGUAAUAAUUUAUGCAUCCUCGAUAUCCUGCAUUUAUGAGACUGUAACAUUUAAUAUGAAUAUCAAAUAAUAACCUCGUAUUAACUGCUACUCUCCUGUUAAAUACUAGUUCUAAGAGUUGAUCCUGAUGCCGAAUAAAUAAAACUGUAAUUUUCGAAAUUCGUAAUUGCAUAUCGAAUUAAUUUAUCUUUAGUAAAAGAAUGAAUACGAAAAACGUGCCAUCGUGCUGGUUCCUUUCAAUUAUAUUAACAUGUUACAUUACUCUUAAGUACCAACCUUCUAUUAUGCCACUUCAUUACAAUAAAUAUAUUUUAUAAAGUA
Spodoptera frugiperda (fall armyworm) is the source of this 7877-nucleotide messenger RNA. It is a transcript of the gene rictor, whose product is annotated as rapamycin-insensitive companion of mTOR. Gene Ontology annotation, molecular function: protein serine/threonine kinase activator activity. The coding region runs from base 203 to 5752 and encodes 1849 amino acids. The record is from RefSeq and is a predicted model, not a curated record. The transcript has 24 exons. Lineage: Eukaryota; Metazoa; Arthropoda; Insecta; Lepidoptera; Noctuidae. Gene Ontology annotation, biological process: positive regulation of phosphatidylinositol 3-kinase/protein kinase B signal transduction; TORC2 signaling. Gene Ontology annotation, cellular component: TORC2 complex.